CAAGGCAUAGAGAGAGCCAGAGGGGAGCUUCAAGCUUGACUAUUGAAAACAGAGAGAGAGAGAGACAGAGAGAGAGAGAGAGAGAUGGGUCAGAAGGGAAGAGUGUGUGUUACAGGUGCAGGAGGGUUUUGUGCUUCUUGGGUGGUAAAGCUUCUUCUCUCUAAGGGAUACACUGUCCAUGGAACUGUCAGAAACCCAGAUGAUGAAAGAAAUGCCCAUUUAAAGAAAUUCGAAAAUGCCUCAACAAAUUUAAGACUCUUCAAAGCAGAUCUCCUUGACAACAAUGCCAUUUCUUCAGCGAUCUCAGGAUGCCAGGGAGUUUUUCAUGUUGCAAGCCCAGUUCCACCAGGCAACGUGCCAGAUCCAGAGAAAGACUUAUUGAAUCCAGCAGUGAAGGGAACUUUGAAUGUGCUAAAGGAAUCUAAAGAGGCAGGAGUCCAGCGAGUUGUCUUUGUCUCCUCCGUUGCAGCUGUUAUGAUGAACCCCAAUUGGCCUCAAGAUAAGGUCAUGGAUGAAAAUUGUUGGUCUGACAAGCAAUAUUGCAGGACUACUGAGAAUUGGUAUUGCCUCUCAAAAACCAUGGCUGAAAGUGAAGCUUUUGAGUAUGCUCAGAAAAGUGGACUUGACCUUGUAUCAGUUUGUCCAGCGCUGGUGCUAGGACCGAUGCUACAACCGACAAUAAAUGCAAGCAGUCUAGUUCUCAUCAAGCUUUUGAAAGGAGAACAACAGUGUGUCCCCAACAGAACUCGGUAUAUCGUUGAUGUUAGGGACCUCGCCGAGGCCCUUUUGCUCGUCUACAAGAAGCCGAAUGCUUCUGGAAGGUACGUAGCUGUGGACCACAGAGCCAAAGUGAAGGAAAUGGUUGAGAUUAUGGGGAGCCAAUAUCCAAACUACAACUACCCAAAGCAGUUCACUGAUGGAGAGGAAGAUGCAGUUCAAUUGAGCUCAGAGAAACUCCAACGGUUAGGGUGGAAACUCAGGCCUUUAGAGGAGACUCUUCUUGACUCUGUUAAAUAUUUUGAGGAAGCUGGUCUUGUAAGUAGGAGUUGAGAGAGAGAGAGAGAGAGAGAAAGAGACAGCAUGUAUCAAUAAACUUAGAAAGAUUUGAUACAUUUCAGUUAAGUUUAUCAGAAAAAUGGUGGAUUUCACA
Molecule: messenger RNA, 1150 nt
Organism: Amborella trichopoda
Lineage: Eukaryota; Viridiplantae; Streptophyta; Magnoliopsida; Amborellales; Amborellaceae
Source: RefSeq, a predicted model, not a curated record